Messenger RNA from Mesocestoides corti, 1092 nucleotides. NCBI's taxonomy places the organism in Eukaryota, Metazoa, Platyhelminthes, Cestoda, Cyclophyllidea, Mesocestoididae. The record is from the annotation of a GenBank genome assembly.
AUGUAUCGGCAGCCUAUUUUGCCUCUUCUUAAUUUCCACCUAUCCUGGAUCUCCGAAAUCGAUGACAAACAUGUUACUCAGUGGACUUCCCAGGAGAGACUCAAGCUGUUAGAAAAAUUAGUCUACAUGUCUUCACAUGCAGAUCUACGCAAAGUAUCUCGUAUUAUCAAUGAGAUCGUACCGGAAUCUGCUGUUGAUUUUACUCGAGUACUGCCGCGCGUCCUCUCGUUGUACAUAUUUUCCUAUCUUGAUCCACGAAGCCUGUGCCGUGCUGCUCAAGCAAGUUUGAAAGUGUCGUGGUACUGGAAACUGCUUUCUGAGUCAAAUUCACUCUGGGCUUUAAAGUGCCAGCAACUCGGCUGGCAGCUUCCAAACCUGGGGAUAUAUCAGGAAAACGGCGUGUGUAAGCGCAUUUAUAUCGAGCACAUGCAAUAUUUACGAGUCAGUCAGUCCCACUUGAUGAAUCUAGAAUUGAAAGAAGUUAGAAAGAAUCUAGCACACGAGGAAAAAAAUGACAGGGAUAAGGAGGAAAAAUCGAGAAGGAAGCAAAGAUUGCCAAGCAGAGACAAUCAGGUGGCGUGGUCAUCUUCAAAUGGCCACCAAACUAGCCCAUCAAAAAUCGUCUUUGGAAAAAGGAGUUCAUCGACAAUCUCAAAGUCGUGUGAAGGACGAUCGAUUCCAAAGUCAUCAAAAGAGGUGGCUGGGCCAAGUUCUGUCACAUCGACGACAUCAAUGACGACAGGAAGUAAGAACAAAAGGUCUACCAUCGCAGCUGUGACAGAACGCCUGUCGGCUCCGCUAGAACGUAGAACCAAUUCGGCGGCAUACCAUCCACCAAUUUUGGAUAUUAUCCGCAGUGUUGAACGACUUUACCUGCGGAAAUCGACAGAGAACUACAAGACCACCACAGCCAUGAUUGUGGCCCCUCGCGGUCACAGAUUCGUGGCUCUAACACCAGAGGACGUCAGGGCACUUCCAUCACCUCCAGCCUAUCGCAUCGAAAGGUAUGAGGCGAAGGAGUUUGAGGUGCCGCGGAAUCCAUCAACUCGGCAGGCACAAAUCUUCCAGCUGAUCAAGGAUGUCCCAACGUAG